Molecule: messenger RNA, 693 nt
Organism: Didymosphaeria variabile
Lineage: Eukaryota; Fungi; Ascomycota; Dothideomycetes; Pleosporales; Didymosphaeriaceae
Exons: 2
Coding region: 1-693 (230 amino acids)
Molecular function (GO): oxidoreductase activity
Source: RefSeq, a predicted model, not a curated record
AUGGCACGUGAGGGAGCAAAGGUAGCCAUCAAUUACCUUCCGGCCGAAGAGCCAGAUGCCGAAGAUGUCGCGAACCUGCUUGCUAAAGAAGGCAUCAAGAUCACCAGAAUCCCAGGUGAUUUAUUAGACGAAGAGUUUUGCAGUCAGUUGGUUCUGAGGGCGCAGCGAGCUUUGGGAGGUAUAGACAUCUUGGUCAACAACGCUGGAACGGGUGGCGAUUUCAAUCCUGAUAUCACCACCUACACCACAAAGCAGUGGGAUAGAACCUUCCGCACCAAUGUCUACGCCGGCUUCUUCCUCGCGCGCGCAGCGAUUCCUAACAUGCCGCCCGGUUCCUCUAUCAUCUGGACCGUAUCGGAUGUUGUUGCCAACCCUGUCAACAAUGUUCAUGACUACGCUGCGACCAAAGGCGCAGUGGCAAGUCUCGUCCAGACGCUCGGCAUCUCGCUCGCCAGCAAAGGCAUCCGAGUAAAUGGCGUAGCGCCUGGAUUAACAUACACACCACUUAUUGCUGAAGUAGGCAUGACAACGGAGCAACUCCUUGCAUUCACUCAGACGAUUCCAAUUAAACGUCCGGCGCAACCAGUUGAGAUGGCUCCGCUCUAUGUUAAUUUCGCGGACAAGAACGUUACUUACCUAAGCGGUGGGAUCUUGCAGAACAAUGGUGGAACUACAGCUUACAUCCUUGAGUAA